GGGUGGCCCGGCGCCGGCCCCGACCCCUCUGCUGCCGCCCUCCGCCACGGCCGCCGCCAAAAUGGAGCCUGAGAACAAGUAUCUGCCCGAGCUCAUGGCCGAGAAGGAUUCGCUCGACCCGUCCUUCACCCACGCCAUGCAGCUGCUGGCCGCAGAAAUCGAGAAGAUUCAGAAGGGUGAAUCAAAGAAAGAUGAUGAGGAGAACUACCUGGAUUUAUUUUCUCACAGGAACAUGAAAUUGAAGGAACGAGUCCUUAUACCAGUAAAACAGUAUCCCAAGUUUAAUUUUGUGGGGAAGAUCCUAGGACCUCAAGGGAACACGAUCAAAAGACUGCAAGAGGAAACUGGGGCCAAAAUAUCAGUAUUGGGAAAAGGUUCCAUGAGAGACAAAGCGAAGGAGGAAGAACUUCGCAAAGGAGGAGACCCUAAGUAUGCCCACUUAAAUAUGGACCUGCAUGUGUUCAUUGAAGUUUUUGGGCCCCCUUGUGAGGCUUAUGCCCUCAUGGCUCAUGCUAUGGAGGAGGUCAAGAAGUUCCUUGUGCCGGAUAUGAUGGAUGAUAUCUGCCAGGAACAGUUUCUUGAAUUAUCUUAUCUGAAUGGCGUACCUGAGCCUAAUCGUGGGCGUGGGGUACCAGUAAGAGGACGGGGAGCAGCUCCCCCACCUCCACCUGUUCCCAGGUGCCACAUUUUAAGAGGGACAUUGAAAAGCUGGAGUGUGUCCAGAGGAGGGCGACCAGGAUGGGGCCGUGGUGUUGGGCCUCCCCGGGGAGCCCUGGUCCGUGGUGCUCCGGUGAGAGGGGCCAUCACUAGAGGUGCCAGUGUGGCCCGUGGGGUGCCUCCCCCUCCAGCAGUAAGGGGAGCCUCUGCUCCAAGAGCUCGAGCCACAGGCAUCCAGAGAAUACCUCUUCCUCCACCCCCAGCACCAGAGACUUACGAAGAAUAUGGAUAUGAUGAUACCUAUGCUGAGCAGAGUUAUGAAGGAUAUGAAGGCUAUUACAGCCAGGGCCAAGGGGACUCGGAGUAUUAUGACUAUGGACAUGGAGAGGCACAAGAUUCUUAUGAAGCUUAUGGUCAAGACGACUGGAAUGGGACAAGGCCCUCCCUGAAGGCCCCUCCAGCUAGGCCAGUGAAGGGGUCAUACAGAGAGCACCCAUAUGGACGUUAUUAAAACAAACAUGAGGGAAAAUUAUCAGUUAUGAGCAAAGUUGUUACUGAUUUCUUGUAUCUCCCAGGAUUCCUGUUGCUUUACCCACAACAGACAAGUACUUGAAAACUAUUGUGGAAUUUCCUGAAGUAGAAUAAAUAGCCAGUUGGAUACCCAAAUGUGGUCUGGAAACCUGAGGUCUUUUGUCCAGACUUAACACAGGUAGUGAACAGAGUCUGGAACCCGGCGCCCUUUCCACUGAGCCACACAGCCUCCUGUUUCAAGUUAGAUUGUGUUUUAUCGGCUUGCAUAUUAGAUAUUGAAUCUCCUCUCGCCCGAGCAGGAGAAGCAAAGUCCCUUCUUGGGGAGUAGGAGAACGCCAGGUGCUGCUGCACGGCCAGAUCUAGAACAGCCCGCCCUCCCACUCGCCAGGCCCAGCCGAGCACAACCGAGGAGAGGGGAGCCGCCUUUGGCCGGUGGCGCCUGAAAUGCCCGAGCCUGGAACCCCUCCUAGCCUGCAUCCCCUCCUAGACGUCGGUCAGAUCGCCCCUGGAGUCGUUAGGGCUUGGGCCAGAAUCAGUGUUGAGGACCCAUUGCAUGGGAGCAUUUUUCCCCAGAAAGCUGCCAGGAGGAGAGAAUGAGCCGUCCCAGUGGGGGUCCCAGUGUAAUCAGCACUGCCUCUGAGGCUUCCGAAUGUCGAAUAAACCAUGCUGGUCCUGCCACA
Messenger RNA from Gracilinanus agilis (Agile Gracile Mouse Opossum), 1868 nucleotides. It is a transcript of the gene KHDRBS1, whose product is annotated as KH RNA binding domain containing, signal transduction associated 1. Gene Ontology annotation, cellular component: nucleus. The record is from RefSeq and is a predicted model, not a curated record. The coding region runs from base 62 to 1168 and encodes 368 amino acids. Gene Ontology annotation, molecular function: poly(A) binding; mRNA binding. The transcript has 13 exons. NCBI's taxonomy places the organism in Eukaryota, Metazoa, Chordata, Mammalia, Didelphimorphia, Didelphidae. Gene Ontology annotation, biological process: regulation of alternative mRNA splicing, via spliceosome.